AUGUGGACAGCAGCUGGCUGCGCUGUUGAGCUGUGUGCCUGUUUUGCCUGCUUGCUUCCGUUUCGGUGCCAAGAGGCAGGUUGUGACAAUCCGGCCCUCUUUCAACUCAAGCAGCCCUUGAAGAUGCGGACAAGGCAGCUGGGGAAGAGACCCUCAGCGCCGGGUUUGAUCUUGAGUGAAAGCCUUUUGAUGGCUUGGGAAAGCGCGUUGUGUUCUGAAAGGGCAGCCUUGUCCAACCAACACCCCAGCGACCCGAACGAUAGGGCGGCUAACGCCCUUAGUAUUCCCACGCGGCCAGCAAAUUUGGAAUUGAUUAGUGCUUGA
Effrenium voratum is the source of this 324-nucleotide messenger RNA. NCBI's taxonomy places the organism in Eukaryota, Dinophyceae, Suessiales, Symbiodiniaceae. The record is from the annotation of a GenBank genome assembly.